Messenger RNA from Molossus molossus (Pallas's mastiff bat), 651 nucleotides. Its product is annotated as 40S ribosomal protein S3a-like. Gene Ontology annotation, molecular function: structural constituent of ribosome. Lineage: Eukaryota; Metazoa; Chordata; Mammalia; Chiroptera; Molossidae. The coding region runs from base 7 to 651 and encodes 214 amino acids. The record is from RefSeq and is a predicted model, not a curated record. Gene Ontology annotation, biological process: translation. Gene Ontology annotation, cellular component: ribosome; cytosol. The transcript is spliced from 3 exons.
GGCACCAUGACGGUGGGCAAGAACAAGCGCCUUACGAAAGGCGGCAAAAAGGGAGCCAAGAAGAAAGUGGUUGAUCCAUUUUCUAAGAAAGAUUGGUAUGAUGUGAAAGCACCAGCUAUGUUCAAUAUAAGAAAUAUUGGAAAAACACUGGUCACCAGAACUCAAGGAACCAAAAUUGCUUCCGAUGGUCUCAAGGGCCGUGUUUUUGAAGUGAGCCUAGCUGAUCUGCAGAAUGAUGAAGUUGCAUUUAGGAAAUUCAAGCUAAUUACUGAAGAUGUUCAGGGUAAAAACUGCCUGACUAAUUUCCAUGGCAUGGAUCUUACCCGUGACAAGAUGUGCUCAAUGGUCCAUUCACUAGAAAUUACUAAUGUGGCCCUGGCCGGUGCCUGUGAAAUCCAGACAAGACUACCAGAGAAUCCAUCCUACAAGAAACUCCUGAGUCCUCUUAAAAUAAUACACUCUUCAAAAAGAGUAUAUCCUGUUUUAGGCAAUGUGUGCCUCUGCAAAGCGGCAGAGCUCAAGGCCGCGAGCGGCCAAGUCGCAGACUCCGCCCCUUCCUCUUUACGCCUGACGUCACGUGGUGCGGCCCGGCAGGGACGUUCGGGAUUCGGCCGCGAGGAAUUGAGCAUCUACUGUGUCACUGCGCGUUGA